UGUAUUUUUUUGGGAUAAAAUGAAAAUAAAUAUUUAAAUUUAAACCAUGUUGUUUUGCUUAGUGAUGUCAUGGAUGAUGUCAAUUUCAUUGUCCAAGUCUUUUUGUAUAAUAACUUUCUUCCUGAAGAGCUGACAAAGCUGGUCUUAUUAAACAUAUUUAUUUUUUGUAUUCUUCUUUUUGCCUUUUUCAAUUAUUUUAAUUAUUUCUUUUUAUCCUUAAAAUCAUAUUAAUAAAUCUUUUAUUCUGUAUGAAGAUUAAUUCACCUGUUGAUGUCAACUAUUCUUGAAAAUAAUAUAACUAAAGGGUCAACUUUUUUCUGAUUGGAGCACUUCACAUCUUUGAUAAAUCAAUUAAAAAAAAAAAAAAAAAUUGCUUUUGACCUGUCACAAAGUAAUAGUGCAUUAUCACAAUCAUAAGGGUAAUGGGUUGGUAUAUAUAAUUAAAAAUCUGGGUUUAAAUUUUAAUUAUAUUUUUUUAUUAUCCACAAUUAAAGAUUGCCCAUUUUCAAGAAUCCAGAAGUAACUGAAUCUUGGCCGCUAGCCACUUUAUUUAAUUAUUUAUUAAUUAAUGAUUUUCCAGUUAACAAAUAGAAUAAUUAACAAGUUGGCCGGUUUUUCUUCUUCUCUUAUAGAUGAGUUUUGAGCUGAGAAAUAAUUUUACUUACAGCUUCUGUAAGCAUAACAAUCCAACAAACCAAACAUGGGUUUUUGUCUGAAUCUAUCCAAGCAACUCUAUAAUCUCUUUAGGUAAAUAUUUGAUCAAGAAUAGCCUUCGACUUGGGUUGACUAAAACGAGUUGGACAAAAAAUAACAAAACAUUUAUAAGAUGCAAAUGUUUUCGGACAAAGAAUCGGGGCGAAACACUGCUGAUUCAUCAUAUAAGGCCUUGUUUGGCAGUCACUUGCCUAUGUCGUUCACAAACAAAGAACCGGCGUUUUCUCUUUCAAAGAGUGUCUCGAACGAGACGGCAACCACAGCAGAAGGUGAUUAUCAUGUGAAGUUAUCUGAGUCGACUCAGUAUCAAGAACACGAUUCCUCGUCAACUCUUUCAUCUGGACAGUCUCAUCAUAAGGCAGCCACUUCAGCAAAAAGCAACUUUCACAUGCAAAAUUCGACGUUUCAGCCUGGUAAUAAAUUUUUAUUGUACAUAGGUUCGUUGGAUUGUACGAGACCGUUUUUGCUGUAUGGAAAUCAAGAUUUCGUCGGGCAUCAUGUUCAAACAGAACAUCAUCAAUCGUUGGGUUACAUUUCUUACCCUUUGGGUGGAUCUUGUUACGGCAGGACUGGAGCUGCUUACGAACCAAAUGCCAUUGUUUAUUCUCAAAUGAUCGGUGUUGCACCACAAAGAAUUGUGCUUCCUCUCGAUUGCACCGAAGGUAUCCCCGUUUAUGUAAAUGCAAAACAAUACCAUGCCAUUCUCAGGCGUCGACAAAUUCGAGCCAAACUCGUGGCUCAAAACAAGUUGGCCAAAUCUAAAAAGCCAUAUCUCCACGAGUCUCGUCACCGGCAUGCAUUGAAGAGGGCUCGUGGCUCCGGUGGACGUUUCUUGAACACGAAAAACAUGCAACAACAAAAUCUUACUUCAUCAAUCCAAACGAAUCACAACAACCUAUGCGAGACCGACACCUGGCAAAUCUCCAUCGCAUCUGGCUCCGAUGAAGAUGCCCCUCCUUGCAUCUUCAACAACGACGGCGACUUUUUCCAGCAACUUGAUUCGAAAUCAAGUGGGGUUCACUCGCAUUUGGCGGGGACCGACGACAGGCUCGUGUUGCUAUCCAUGGACAUACGAGCGCGCACAGAUCAGCACUGUCACGUGAUUGGUUGUGCUCUCUAACCUAACCGGCAGUUCAUCCUUGGCUAUUGUGUUACUGCUUCAUUUCCGGUACCGAAACUUGAUCGAUGGAGCAUAAUCAUGCUCUCGACUUUCUCAAUUUCGUAAAAUGCGUCUUGAACUCGAAAUCUGAAAUGUACCUCAUGUGUUUACAUUUUGGAUUAAGCUUUGCUUAUUUGUCUUAUUUUGUUGAAUAAUUAAGGUUGUUUUUCAUCUCUGAUCUAUGUAUUUAAUUCAAGAAUCA
This is a messenger RNA of Erythranthe guttata (spotted monkey flower), 2075 nucleotides long. The record is from RefSeq and is a predicted model, not a curated record. Lineage: Eukaryota; Viridiplantae; Streptophyta; Magnoliopsida; Lamiales; Phrymaceae.